Molecule: messenger RNA, 4325 nt
Organism: Brienomyrus brachyistius
Lineage: Eukaryota; Metazoa; Chordata; Actinopteri; Osteoglossiformes; Mormyridae
Product: cytosolic carboxypeptidase 4-like
Exons: 25
Coding region: 428-3736 (1102 amino acids)
Biological process (GO): proteolysis; protein side chain deglutamylation; C-terminal protein deglutamylation
Molecular function (GO): zinc ion binding; metallocarboxypeptidase activity
Source: RefSeq, a predicted model, not a curated record
CGUUAUUUUAUGACCAGAGCUCUUGCUGAAAUGCCCUGCUGUCACCAGCCGUUAUUUAAUGCUACCCUUUCUCUGAUCUCGGGGAUAAAAAUAGCUGAGCUCUUUCUCACUCAAACUUCACGUUUAGCUUUAAUUCGGUUUUGACGGGAAACGCCCCAAAUCCGUAAAUCCAUACUGCACCAAAGACUCAUAAAUCAAAGUGCUGGGCUUCAGCGCGAUGGAUCCUGACUGCAGUCCAGCUGGCCCGGCCCGGUAUAUCUCCGCUUCUGGAGCGAAGAGCUGCACCCUCACCGCCCUCGAAGCGCGCGACCCCGCCCCCGUUGCUCGGCAACGUGUUUACGCUCCUGCUCAGGCUCGUGCACGCUCCGGCUGCAAGCGCGUCACGCGCUAACAGCCCGCUUCUGACGAGAGAGUGAAGUCCAACGGCAUGGCGACGCCAGGCACUGGUGGCCUUGAGGUCCUUCUGUCCUCCUUGAAGGUGCUCCGAUGCUGCUUGGCACGCCUGGUCUCACCUGGCACGAGUUCGGAUUCUGAAAGCACUGAAAGCUUGCUGAAUAUUCUCAAUGUGCUGGAUGAGCUUCUGUCAUCCGGCACAGACAGAAGGAUCCACUACAUGAUAUCCAAAGGCGGCAGUGAGGCUCUCCUUAUGGCCCUGUUGAGCAUCGCCAGGUCCUCCUAUCCCAAUGACAGUGUCCUCCUGCCCCUGCUCCAUCUCCUGGCCAAAGUCGGGCACAGAGACAGGAAGAUCGGUCUGAAGGCAGAGAAGAUGGAGGCCGUGCUCCCAAUGCUGGACCUGCUCCGACAGAACGUGAAGCACGCAAGGAGAGCGGCAGCCUGCCUAUGGGUGCUACAGGUCUUCUGCUGCUCUGUUUCCACGGCAACCUUACUUGGCAAGAACAGGGGGCUGGACAUCGUUUUUAAAUUAAUAUCGCCACACACAACAAAACACACUCGCACAGUGAAAGCUGCCACAGACACAUUCGCAGCACUGUUGCAGGCAGGCCUCAACCGCCGGCUGGCUGCCUCCAGGGGCUACGUCUCCGGCCUGCUGAAGCUCUAUGAGGACUGGCACCAGAAGGACACGGAAAACGCUGCCGUACCCAUCCGCAGGGCCCUGCUCCACUGCCUACACCACGUAACAGGCAAUAGGGCGGGCAGAGCCGCCCUGGUGGCCGACAGGGGAAUGGAACUGCUUUACUACACCACACAGUCUUGCUUGACCAAUCAGAGUCUGGCUUCUCUGGUGGAGCCCACUGUCCAGCUGAUGAGGAAAUGCCAGCCCAAGUGCCCCGUGCCCCUCAGCUCCGGGCACAGUGUCUACAGCUACCCCCUUCCUGGGUGGCCUAUUUCGGACAUGCCGGCAGAUCCCCAGGACUGCAGCUCAGAAGACGACAGUGAUGACGACCCCAAGAGUGAUGAACCCACCUGCAAGGAACUUGAUGAGGACCUGGAGACAGACCUCAACAAGCUGUGUGUGAAACCCGAGCCUGACAGAGGAAUGGAGCAGCUGGGCCAGUAUGUCCGUCUGUGCCCAGAGCUGCACCAUGACUUCCAGGAUCUGGAUUCAGGCACUGAGGAGGAGAGCUCAGAUGAAGAGGCUCUGCUGAACAGGUACCUCGGCCUGGGGGACCGGGGCCCCCGUUGCCGUGGGAGACCCACCGGUGACGGCCAAGACCAGGGGAACUUGAAGUCCCAGGAUCAACCCGGUGAGGUGCAGGAGAAAGGAGUGCUUCCUGAGCAUCUGAGAGGCGGGGGGCUCCAGAGCUCCUAUCUGAGCAGCUCCGGGGCCAAGAAGGACGUGUGUGGGAUGGUGGACAGAUUGCUGGAAAAGCACGGGGUCUCUAUCCCCAACCACGACCCUCGCGUGUACACAGCCGCGGCCUCCUGCACGAAGUCUGCUCCUGGCUUCUCCGUUCUGGCCUUCCCCGACUUCUGGGGCCACCGGGCGCCCAGCCGCCGGGAGCGAAUGGCUGAGCGCAAACCGAACGUGCAGAGAGAGAAAGUUCUUGAAGACAUCCGACGUUACCUCCACCCAGAGGAUCUUAUUAACAAAGUUGUGUUUGACUUAGAGGACCCCAGCACCUGGUCCUGUUUGGAACGAUCUGAUUCGCUUUGCUUCUUCUCCAAGUUUGAGAGUGGGAAUCUACGCAAGGCCAUUCAGGUCCGCAGCCACGAGUAUGACCUCAUUCUGAAUGCAGAUGCCAAUUGCUCUCAGCACCACCAGUGGUUCUACUUUGAGGUCAGCGGCAUGGAGGCUGACGUUCCAUAUCGCUUCAACAUCAUCAACUGUGAGAAAGCCAACAGCCAGUUCAACUACGGCAUGCAGCCUGUUCUCUUUUCUGUGCGCGAGGCGCUGGAGGGGCGGCCACACUGGGCGCGUGUCGGGAGCAACAUCUGCUACUACAGGAACCAUUUCUGCCCAGUUAGACCCGAGAAGUGCAACAGAUACUACACCUUGACCUUCACCGUGACCUUCCAGCACGGUGAAGAUGUCUGCUACCUGGCUUAUCAUUAUCCCUACACCUACUCCGCACUUCAGACACAUCUUCAGAUGCUCCAGCAGUCCCUGGAUCCCCGCAAGGUCUUCUUCCAGCAACAGAAUCUGUGCAACACACUGGCAGGAAACCCCUGUCCCCUGGUUACCAUCACGGCCUGCCCCCCGUCCCGCCGCUGGAAUGACCUGCAGCAGCUCCGUAGCCGGCCGUACGUGGUGCUGACGGCGCGUGUGCACCCCGGGGAGAGUAACGCCAGCUGGGUGAUGAAGGGCUCCCUGGAGUUCCUGUGCAGUGACGAACCUGCAGCCCAGGCUCUGCGCGAGGUCUACAUCUUCAAGAUCAUCCCCAUGCUUAAUCCCGACGGAGUCAUCAACGGAUCGCACCGCUGUUCCCUGAAUGGCCAGGACCUCAACAGGCAGUGGAUGAAGCCUGAACCCAGCCUGAGUCCCACCAUCUUCCAUGCAAAGGGACUCCUGUACUAUCUCAACAGCAUCGGCAGGACCCCACUGGUUUUCUGUGAUUACCACGGCCACUCGAGGAAGAAGAACGUUUUCCUCUACGGGUGCAGCGUGAAGGAAACCCUGUGGCAGUCUGGCUCUGCCGUUGACACUGCCACCCUGAAGGAGGACCCCGGGUACCGGACAAUCUCGAAGACCCUGGACCGUAUUGCUCCUGCUUUCUCCUUAAACAGCUGCAACUACCUGGUGGAGCGAUCACGGGAGUCCACGGCACGUGUGGUGGUGUGGCGAGAGAUGGGCGUACUCAGGAGUUACACCAUGGAGAGUACCUACAAUGGCUGUGACCAGGGCAUCUACAAGGGCCUUCAGACUGGCACCGGGGAGCUGGAGGAGAUGGGCCUGAAGUUCUGCCAAAGCCUGCUGCCUCUGAGGAGGAACUCGAUGUUACACAGCAGGAAGCUCAUCAGCCAGCCCUCGCUGUUGUACGACCUGUACAACGGCCCCCAGGACCACCAGUCACACAACUCCUUUGUGGAUGACGAGCCGCCAUGCUUGGAGGAGAUAGAGUACCUGAACGCAAGCUGCAAGGAGCACAUGGUGGGCACGCUGGAUGCUGAGGUGGACGGCAACGGGCCGGGCUCCGAUGAGGAUGAGGAGCUGCAGCGGCCGGAGAGAAAAUCACGCCUCAUCCCCUGCUUCAUGCACCGGGCCUCCCUGGACACUCUGAGCCAGAAGCGAGGUUCACGGCAAGCCACGGAUAUCUCAGGCCAGCUCUUCAGUUAGCGGGCCACGCUAACAUCGCUAAUCGCUGUGUUCACCUCCCACUCCCUCUGCGAAUUGUGCACAGAUGGGACUUGGGGUGUGGCCUGUCACUUUUAUUUAAAACACAUUUCUAUUAUACUUCUUAUGAUUCUUGGAAAGCGCCCGUUACACUGUUAAACAACCAUAAGUGAAGAAACAUUUAACACUUAAGUUGGUUCAGUUUAUCGAAAAUGUUAUACAUAUAAUUUUUAAAAAAGGGUAAAACAAUUUAUUGAGCUUCUCAGAAAGCCUUCAAAAUAAAUAGGUAUAAAAUGUAUGGGGUAUAUGUAGGGAUAUUUGUAUGAGGAGUGCUGUAACACUUUUACCUGCCUAUGUGCACUUUUGUCCUUAUAUAUAAGUGGUGAGGGGAGAAAGACUAUGAAACAGGUAUAAUUUCAUUUCAUUUAAAGACUGUCUGACUGCAACAGAGAGGCUGUUUACUCUGAAAUGUGUCCGGCGAACUGCACAUACAGGUAUAGCCACAAAAAUUUAGAAGACCUACCUACAUUGUGUGAAACUGUUGAACGAAGUCAGUGAUCGAAUUGCCCAAUAAAAUAUUUAUUUAUCUUUU